CACAAAGUGAACUCGGCGACGGAGGAAGAAAUCAAAUCGGAAAAAAAGAAAAGUAUAAUGGCGAGGCGAAGAGGGGUCGUGGAAGGUGGGAAGCGGCUGCCCAAAGCGAGCCGCGCCGCGUCUCCUCCCCCCACCACCGCGCCUUCUUCUACCCCCUACCCCCGCCUCUCCCCGGCCAGACCAGACCACACCGCGUCCUCCUCCUCCCGCGCUUCUCCGCUCAGCCAGCCCCGCGCUGUCGAUUCCCGCGCGCUUCGGCUGAGGACGAACAGCCGCGCGGCGCGUCGACGACCCUGCUUUUGAUCGGGUAGCUCCGUAGCUGAGCGAGCAGGAUGAUGUGCGGCCCGGCGGCCGUGGCGGUGGCGGCGCCGCGGUACAGGGGCGUGCGGAAGCGCCCGUGGGGCCGGUUCGCGGCGGAGAUCCGCGACCCGGCGAAGCGCGCGCGCGUCUGGCUCGGCACCUUCGACUCCGCCGAGGCCGCGGCACGCGCCUACGACGUCGCCGCGCGGACCCUGCGCGGCCCGCUCGCCAGGACCAACUUCCCCUGCGCCGCCUCCCGCCACCACGGCGGCGGCCUCGUCGCGCCGGCGCCGGCCGCGCCCACGUGCAGCUCCAGCUCCACCGUCGAGUCCUCCAGCGGGCCCCACGGGGCGCCCAGGGCUGCUGCUGCGGCGGCGGCGCAGCCUCGAAUUCGGAGGCGGCUGGUGAAGCCGCGGCCGGCAGCGCCCGACGCCGACUGCCACAGCGACUGCGCCUCCUCGGCCUCCGUCGUGGACGACGGCGACGACGCCUCCACGGUCCGGUCGCGCGCGCCGUUCGACCUCAACGCCCCGGCGCCGGUGGACGAUGACCACGCCCUCCAACUCUGCACGGAGCUGCGGCUCUGAGCGAUAGGAUCCCCGAACAAGAACAGCAGCGAAAACGUAGAUGGCGAUUUUGCUCCAGUCUUCUUUUCCUGACCAGAUUCUCAUACGAUUGACUCGUGCUCGAGAGAGAGCCAGAGCCUGCAACUACUACUGUUCUGUAGUACGCGAUAUGAAUGGCGAUAGAUGGAUGAUUUCUGCAAAGCUCUGCAGUGUUCAGGUCAGAUCGACGAGAGUUCUCUUUUUUUUUUUCACGCCUCUUGGAUUUGGAUCUGCUACCAUCUUCUCUGCCCAUUCUGUUUGUACACCACACCAGAUAACAUGUAAGAUGCUCACGAAUUAACACGGAUCUUGCUACAAUUCUUGAAGUA
Panicum hallii is the source of this 1234-nucleotide messenger RNA. Its product is annotated as ethylene-responsive transcription factor 7-like. The record is from RefSeq and is a predicted model, not a curated record. Gene Ontology annotation, molecular function: DNA-binding transcription factor activity; DNA binding. NCBI's taxonomy places the organism in Eukaryota, Viridiplantae, Streptophyta, Magnoliopsida, Poales, Poaceae. The coding region runs from base 333 to 887 and encodes 184 amino acids. Gene Ontology annotation, biological process: regulation of DNA-templated transcription. The transcript has a single exon.